This is a messenger RNA of Andrographis paniculata, 2751 nucleotides long. Its product is annotated as putative U-box domain-containing protein 50. The transcript has 8 exons. The record is from RefSeq and is a predicted model, not a curated record. Gene Ontology annotation, biological process: protein phosphorylation; protein ubiquitination. The coding region runs from base 255 to 2621 and encodes 788 amino acids. NCBI's taxonomy places the organism in Eukaryota, Viridiplantae, Streptophyta, Magnoliopsida, Lamiales, Acanthaceae. Gene Ontology annotation, molecular function: ubiquitin-protein transferase activity; ATP binding; protein kinase activity.
UUAUCUAAUCCCUUAAUCAGCUCCUCAACUUUCACACUGAAAAGAUCUUCUUCCCCAAAUCAAAUCAAGAUUCAUUCCAUUCAAUCCCCACACGCUUUCCCGUUAAUUUCCCCAAACCUUCCUUCCUUCUGCACAAUUUCUCCCUUCUUCUCCUUCCUCUUCUUUCCUUUUAAUCAAUCAAUCUUCAAUUUCUAUACAAUCUUGUUCAUUGUGUAUGUACAUGGUGCUACUUCUACGCCUGCAACAACAGUCCAAUGGAGAAUCCGAGCAGAAGCCGAACCGGCUGCAAUAAAUUAGCUGAGAAAGUGUAUGUGGCCAUUGGAAGAGACUCGUACGAUGGCUUUUCAACUCUUCAAUGGACACUCACCAAAUGGUCCUCAAUCUCCAUAGUCAUCCUCUACGGGCCUUCCCAGCCCUUCCCCAAAGACUACGUUUAUACUCCGCUUGGAAAGCUUCAUGUGAGUUCAGUGAGUGAGGAGAAAUUGAAUGCUCUUGAAAAGGCAGAGGAAGCCAAGAGCGAUAAGCUUUUGUCGCAAUACUUAGCCUAUUGUCGAAACAAGGCGAAGGCGGAGGUUAUCAAGCUCGAGAGAAACGAGCCGUUGGAUGAGCAGAUGAUCGAGAUCAUCUCGAAUCUUCGGAUAACCAAAUUAGUGCUCUCAUUCGGCUUCAUCAAGUCCUCAUCAUUGAAAUCAAGAACAGCCAUUAGCAGAUCGUUUUACAUUCUUCGUCACAAGCCGGAGUUUUGUGAGGUAUUUGUGAUAUGUGGGGGGAGGUUAGUUUUCCUCAGAGACGUCGACGAUGAGGGCGGCAUUGUGGAAGACGAUAGAGAAGUUACGGUUGCGAGUAUCAAAGAAAGGAGUAACAGCAUAAAAGCUUGGAUUGGAAGGAUGUUCCCAGAGAAUGUGGAUUUGGCUUCUUCUUCGAAAGCCGACGACGGUGUGGUCAAUCAAUGGAUGAAAUUUGGUCAGGAAAUCGAGCAGUACGCGGAUGAACUAAUCUCCUUGCAUGACGAGGAAGGCGAUGUUGUUGGAUCGGAUAAUCGAACAUCCAUUGAUCUGCAUAUGCCACAAGUUAUGGAUGCUGCAGAAAGACUCGAAUCUAUUCAAAGCCAAAUACGGAAAGCCGAAGAGGCUAUCGAAUCGAACAAGGAGCGAGUGCAUGUAGCUAAAGAAAGGGGCGAAAAAGCUCGAUGGGCUGUUGGUAUAUGCCAUGCUAGGGCUGAAGAGCUCGAGGCCUGCCUGAACUCUGAGGCCGUCAAGACUGCCGAUCUGAGUAAAGAACUCGAGAGCCGAAAGGAAGAAGUAAAUGAACUCCGUUGCGAAGUGGAGGAGAAACGGAAGAAGCUCAGCUCGAUUCUUGAGCUGCAGAAAGAGCUUUCGGACAGGCUUCACCUCUCGUCGUCAGCUAAAGCGCGUGCCGAGGUUCAGCUGGAUAAGGCUGUAAGAAUAAGAUCCAACAUGGUUCACGAAAUCGACGAACUGAGGAAGCACCGACAGGUUUUGAAGUGCCGGAUUGAGUUUUGUCGGGAGAAGGAUGCUAUAGGGAAAGCAUCCAAGUUCGACAAUGGCAUUGCCUUCGAUUUUAGGGAAUUCUCUGCACCAGAGAUAUUCGCAGCCACAGAGGAUUUCUCUGAACGAUUGAGGAUGAAGUCAACCAGUCGUUUAACCACUGUUUAUAAAGGUCGACUGAAUGGUACGACGGUUGCAAUCAAAGUAUACAAUCAAGCAAAUGUGAGAUCCUUCGAAAGUUAUGCAUCGAUGGUGAAAUAUGCGAACAAAUUAAGGCACCCGAACAUCGUAGCCGUGAUCGGUUUCUGCUCGGAGCUCGACUGCAUUGUAUACGAAUACAUGCACAACCGGAGUCUACAUGAUGUGCUGUUCUCGGGCGAAAAGAGCCAGCCAUAUAAUUGGCAUGUGCGUAUACGGAUAGCGUCCGAGGUGUGCUCGGCAUUGGCUUUUCUUCACAAGGCGAAACCGGAGCCCGUUGUCCACGGAAACAUCAAAGCCUCCAAAAUCUUGCUCGAUCGAUACCAAGGGGCGAAAAUCAACAUCUUGAAGAACCCUCGUCGGGAAAAUGAGCUCGACAUAUCGAUGGAUAUCCGAGAAUUCGGGAAUAUUUUGGUUCAGCUUCUCACCGGGAAGAAUUGGGAAAUCGGGAUGGGCAGUGAUUCCGACAAUGGCGACUUUUUAGACCAUUUAGACGGUGAAUGGCCUAUGGAUUUGGCUGUUGAGCUUUACGGUAUUGCGAUGAGAUGCUUAUCGACGGUAACAGAAAUCCCGGUAGAGGAGAUUGAUGGCGUCACGAAGAGGGCGGACGAGCUACUGGUGGAGGGUCAGUAUGAACCUUUGGAACAUCAAUCGAUCCAUGUCGAGGAGAUGGGCGAUGUCCCUAGUGCAUUCUUAUGUCCGAUAUACCAGGAUGUGAUGAGGAAUCCGUAUCUUGCUUCGGAUGGAUUCUCGUACGAGUUCGAGGCCAUCGACGAGUGGCUAAAGUCGGGGCACGAUACUUCGCCUAUGACGAACUUGAGGCUGAAGCACAAACUUCUCACGCCGAACCGUGUUCUGAGGUCCCUAAUCCAGGAUUGGCGAAACAAGAGAUCGGCUGCUUGGCGACGACAAUGACAGAGAUUCGCUGUACAGUUAGAACACCCGAGCGAGCUUGUAUGAGUUGAAAAUACUGUCUGUUUUCGACGAUAACUCUCUGUUGAAUGCUUUACAUACUGAAAAAUAAACACUAUUUCCUUUCGAUCUA